This is a messenger RNA of Eurypyga helias (sunbittern), 354 nucleotides long. Its product is annotated as 11-cis retinol dehydrogenase-like. The transcript is spliced from 2 exons. Lineage: Eukaryota; Metazoa; Chordata; Aves; Eurypygiformes; Eurypygidae. The record is from RefSeq and is a predicted model, not a curated record. The annotation marks the transcript as partial.
CUUGCAGACAUGACGGAUCCCAACAGCAUCACGGCGGCGGCUGGGAAGGUGCGGAAGGAGGUGGGAAGCGCCGGCCUCAACCUCCUGAUCAACAACGCCGGCGCCGUGCGCCGCAGCACGCUGACCACCGAGACGGCGGAAAGCAUGACCCUCGUCUACGCUGCCAACACCAUCGGGCCCCUGCUGACAAGCCAGGCGUUCCUACCCCUGCUGAAGGAGGCGGCCGAGGCUGAAGGGCAGCGCGGGAUGAGCUGCAGCAGAGCCGCCAUCGUCAACAUCUCCAGCAUCCUGGGAUCCAUUGAGGUGGUGGAGGCUUGGGAGGAGAGGCAGGACAUCUGCUACCGCUGCAGCAAG